This is a messenger RNA of Encephalitozoon romaleae SJ-2008, 756 nucleotides long. RefSeq names its product aquaporin-like protein. Bases 1 to 756 code for a protein of 251 amino acids. Gene Ontology annotation, cellular component: plasma membrane. Lineage: Eukaryota; Fungi; Microsporidia; Unikaryonidae. Gene Ontology annotation, molecular function: water channel activity. The record is from RefSeq and is a predicted model, not a curated record. Gene Ontology annotation, biological process: transmembrane transport. The transcript has a single exon.
AUGGCUAGGGAGACGUUGAAGACACUACAGUCCAUGUUUGGAGAAAUGGUUGCCUCUUUUGUUUUUGGAUUUGCCGUUUAUUCUGCCGUUCUAGGGUCUACCGUUUCUCAGCAAUCGGCCGCCAGAGUCAUUGUUGGAUUGACAGUUGGCUUUUCUGCUAUUGGAAUAAUAUACUCCUUUGGCGACGUAACCAUCGCACACUUCAAUCCUGCAAUCACACUUACAGCAAUACUGACAGGUAAGAUCGGGAUCUUUCAUGGGCUAGGAUACAUAUUGGCUCAGUAUGUAGGGUUCAUGCUUGCUGUGUGUGCUCUCAUCCCAUGCUCUCCUAUUGGAUAUAAGGAAACACUGAACAUAAUAAGACCUGCACCUAGUUCCUUUGGAGGAGAUAAUCUCAAUGUCUUCUUCACAGAGUUCUUUCUCACAGCAAUCUUUGUUCACAUCGUCUUUGCAGUAGCUGUGAAUCCAUACAAACCAAAGGUUGAUACCGAUGGAAAGUUUGUGGAUCCCGAUGAGAAGGAGCCUGUUGAUCGCAGAAUUACCGCACCUCUGUCCAUAGGACUGACACUUGGAUUCCUCGCAUUCCUAGGCCUGGCAAGCUCUGGAGGUGCAUUCAACCCUGGACUCACAUUUGCUCCCGUGAUAAUGUCAAACACAUGGACACACUUCUGGCUUUAUUUUGGAGGCCAAUACUUAGGAGGUUUUGUGGGAGGAUUACUUCAAGUAUUUGUGUUAUAUAAGCUUAGCUCUAACUAG